AUGUCUGAAAAAAUCAUCCCUACUGAAGAAGAGUUAAUUUCAGCUAUCAAGAGCAUUAAACUUGAGCAGCCUGAAGCUGGUAUCAAGACAGUCACCACGCAAAUUCUUGCAGCUAAGCCUGAGUGGCAAGUAAGCGAGAAACGUGUCAAAAAGUAUAUGCAGUCCACUGGCUUGACCAAUUCAACCACCACCAAACAACCUGUCAAGUCAGGUCUUGCAGACGACCCUUCAGUCCCUGUCUCUUAUAUCGAUCCUAAGCUUGACUUCAAGUCUGUUUCCGACUGUGUCGUGGCUCGUAUGGUCGACCCUGUGACAGGCAAAGGUCUGUUUGCUGCUCGAGACAUCAAAAAAGACGAAAUCUUAUUUACCGAGACACCUUUUACUUACUUUCCUCCUUGGGAAGGCUAUCAAUUGGCUCGUAAUGGCAAUGCCUGUGGUCUCUGCUGUAAGCCCUUAUUGUAUCCUAACCGUCUAACACAACACUGUGGUCACUGCAACAUGUAUUAUUGUAGUAAAGAAUGCCGUGCCAAAGCAUGGGAGAGUUUCCAUCAAUUAGAAUGUACUCAUUUAAACAACAAGAUUGGAUCCUUUAUUGCAUUUUGUGAGAUUGAGAAAUGGCAAGCACCUAUGGCUGUUUCUCGUAUUUACGCCCAAUUGAUUUUGGCCCAUCAGCGCGGUGAAUUAGAUCAAGUCAUGGGUCAUUUAGAUGCCUUUGCUACUGUGUCACAAGAAGAACGUCAAGCCAAAGAAACAGAAUGGAUUUUUAUGGAAGGACCUACCCGAGAAUUAUGGACCAAGGCACGUGACUUGUUGCGUGCUGCUUAUAAAGUGCCACCCAAGAAAUGCAAGAUCACAAAGCCUUUGCCUGACAGUCUAUUGACAUCGUUAUUUGACGACGAAGCUACCUUUUUAAACUAUUUAGGUAAAUUCAACAUCAACAAUCAAAACGGUGGCAUGUAUCUUGUUCAUUCACACAUCAACCAUAACUGUUAUCCUAAUGUCAGUAUUGACUACCCUCAAAAGCACUCACAAUACAAGAUUACAGUUCGCGCUAUUCGAGAUAUCAAAAAAGACGAACAAUUGUACGAAACCUAUGUCAAUCCUCGAUGGAAUAAGGAAACCCGUCAAACUUAUUUAGACAAGUCUUAUUUGUUUACCUGUCAAUGUGACCGUUGUAAAAAUGAUACACCUUUGACAGACGAAUUGCGUCAAGGUCUUCGAUUAAGAAGCGAAUAA
Messenger RNA from Gilbertella persicaria, 1236 nucleotides. RefSeq lists its product as uncharacterized. The transcript has a single exon. Bases 1 to 1236 code for a protein of 411 amino acids. Gene Ontology annotation, molecular function: protein binding. The record is from RefSeq and is a predicted model, not a curated record. NCBI's taxonomy places the organism in Eukaryota, Fungi, Mucoromycota, Mucoromycetes, Mucorales, Choanephoraceae.